AGCCUUUUUUGACUCACGAAGCGUUUUUCUGAGGGCGUAGGUUCAACAAGGGUCCCGACUGCCAGUCCUACUGUUCGCACAUGAUGGCAACACUCAGUGCGAUCCAGAGCGUCGUGGAGGCAUAUGUCUCCAGCGUCGCACCAACCACGUUGGCCUUUGGCUUCUUGACUCUGGUGCCGUGGAGCUCGCAGGAAAAGCCGGCCAACGUGCUGGCAUCUGGAGCAGGCGGAGAGGUAAGUCCGGAAGACAUCGCUCAUAUAGUGGAGCAACACGACGUCGUGUUGAUCGUAUCCGUAUUCAGGACUAAGAGGGAGAAGAGAGGCGUGGUAGGACUUCUGAACUAUCUGAGGACGGCGCAUCCCGACGCGGUCGUCUUUUUGGUGCAGCUGCCAGAUCGGCUUGAUACCGAGCUGACAAAGGCCUACAUCAGUGAACUGAUGGCGCGGCAGGACGAGCUCUACAGCUUCGGGGCAGACGGCGUGCUGAUGGAGCUGGCAGGUGACCCGGAAGGGCUGCAGCAUAGGUUACGUUUGGAGCUCCAAGAGAACGCCGCCAUCCAGCUGCGCGUGCAGGCAUUUGCUAACAAUGUGAACCAGGGGGUACCCUCUGCCAGGGAUCUCAAAAUCAUCGAGGACGAGUUCCGUGGUCUCCUCUGGAAUGACAUCCCGAAUAUGUUGAUGCCCGACUUCGCGCCACUGGACGAGCGUCUCCUGGAAGGUGGGAAUCGGGUCGGGGACUUCCAGUUUGUGCGCCCGUAUUCGGAUCACCGCCACGUGUUGUUGGCCGUGAAAGGACAGCAUGAAAAGGUAGUGAUCAAAGUGUACGACAAGCGCAGCGUCACCGAUGCCAAGGAGGUGGGGAGCAUAUACCAAGAAUGUUGUCUUUUGACGCACACCCUUGACCACCCACACAUCAUCCGUUGCGUAGGUAUGUUGCACAGCCAGUGUAAUGUGUAUUUGGCUCUCCAGUACGGAGGAGACGCGUGCAUGGAGCAGGUGUUGUCGACUCAAGGAGGCCACCGCUUGUCCAGGGACGACGCCUUGAACUGCAGUGCCCAGGUCGCGAGUGCUCUGUCCUACUGUCACGCCCGGGACGUCGUGCAUGGGCAAGUGUCUCUGAGGCACGUGGCGGUAGAGAUGGCAUGGACUCGGCACAUUUGCCGCCUUGUGGACUUCAGCAUGGCAGCUCACGUUCCAAACUCAAGCACAAGGAAGACCCUGUGCGGAUCUCUGCCAUGCGUGGCUCCAGAGACGGUGCUGGACGAGCAGUAUUUGCCCAAGCCAGCAGACUGCUGGAGUGUCGGGGUGCUGUUCCUGGAGACCGCUUGCGGGCAGGGUUCGCUCGAGUUAUCCGUCCAGUGGCGCCGUCGCGAGUCCCUCGCAUACGUUGCGUGGCAAAUCCUCGAGUUCUUCUCCCAGGCUGGCUGCCAUACCGACGUGAUGACGACCAUGGGUAACGUACCUGACGGCAUGAUAUUGGCGUGCUUGGGGGCGGUGUUGAAGCCCGAGCCAGCUCGCAGAGCGAGUGCGCCCGACAUGGUGGAGAUGUUAUCUACUGCGCGCGCCGAGGACACCGGCUUUGAUUAAUGUGUUGUUAGUUGCCUUUGCAUUGCGGGCGCGCGUGCAGGAGCGCAUGCACUCCACAGGUUCGCACCAUUUUCGCACCCGUGGGGAUUACUGCUGGGUUCGGCAGGCUUUGUGCGCCAAGUUGGUUUUGAGGCGCAGUCAGUGCCCACGGGGCAAGAUGGUCACAGUUCUCUUAGCUAGAUGCCUACGAGGACAGAUGCCCACGAGGCCAGAUGCCAUUGUUCGGCCCUGCCUGCUCUCUUCUAGCGAAGGUGCUUGCAUCGCAGCGCUGCGCCCGCUGUUUUUGCAUAGGGGCUGGGUGCCCCCGAAUCCACCAGGCUGGUGCAUUCGUUUGAAGUACAUGCGUGAGUACAUGCGUACGAAGCUAUACGUUUGCGGAGGAGUGUUACGCAGCAUUGAUCAGCCGGUGUCUGCACUAGCGUCCUCCGCCACAGCCUUCAGCCAGAAUUUCGACGAGCCUCCGCUAAGCGGAGGCCAUCUUCGAGAAGAAGCUCGAGGCAAAUACUUGAGGCCGUCUGCUUCCGUGGCGCGAGGCAACAAUCGGCGCGCCGCCAUGGGCCCGCGAGGCCAGAUGAUCACGAGGCCAGAUGAUCAGUCCUUUUAGCCAGAUGCCCACGAGGCCAGAUGCCCACGAGGCCAUAUGUCAGUGUUCCGCCCUGCCUGCUUCCUUCUAGCGAAGGUGUUUGCAUCGCAGCGCUGAUGCCUCUGUUUUUACAUACGUAGGGGCUGGGUGCGCCCGAAUCCACCAGGCUGGUGCCUGAGUGUGAAGUACAUGCGUGAGUAUACAUCUGUAUACGUUUGCGGAGGAGUGUUACGCGGCAUCGAUCAGCCGGUGUUUGCACUAGCGUCCUCCGCCACAGCCUUCAGCCAGAAUUUCGACGAGCCUCCGCUAAGCGGAGGCCAUCUUCGAGAAGAAGCUCGAGGCAAACACUUGAGGCCGUCUGCUUCCGUGGCGCGAGGCAACAGUCGGCGCGCCGCCAUGGGCCCGCGCGGAAGUCCUCACGGACGUGGGGCAGUCAAGAGGCGUUGCCACGUCCGACUGGCCGAUGUUGGGGCACGGAACGGUUGUACGCCUCGGAUUGUGGCCGAGCCCAUCCGAGUCAGAGAGUUGAUGGCGGGCUUCUGUCCCCUGACCCCCCCCUGCCUGGCAGCAUAGUGCCGACUGAAUGCUCUGCUACCAGUAUGAUAUCCUCGCCCUCGCUCUCCUCUUCUCAUCUUAUCCCUCGUCUCUUGCGUGAUUCGCCCGAGCGCGUUUUUUCUUCGCGAUCGUAUUCAGACGGCGCGCAGUGUCGCGUGCUUGAUUCGAUAGAUGGAAAGGUUAUCUGUG
This is a messenger RNA of Prorocentrum cordatum, 2913 nucleotides long. The record is from the annotation of a GenBank genome assembly. NCBI's taxonomy places the organism in Eukaryota, Dinophyceae, Prorocentrales, Prorocentraceae.